This is a messenger RNA of Panicum virgatum (switchgrass), 780 nucleotides long. Its product is annotated as pentatricopeptide repeat-containing protein At4g36680, mitochondrial-like. Gene Ontology annotation, molecular function: protein binding. NCBI's taxonomy places the organism in Eukaryota, Viridiplantae, Streptophyta, Magnoliopsida, Poales, Poaceae. Bases 1 to 780 code for a protein of 259 amino acids. The transcript has 2 exons. The record is from RefSeq and is a predicted model, not a curated record.
AUGGCCGCCAUUCGUCGGCUCGCCCGCGCGGGCAGCCUCGCCGAAAUCGACGCGACCCUGGCGCCGCUGGUCCCCUCCCACACCGUCGGCGCGCUCUCCGCCCUCUCCUCCGUCGGCCUCCCCGAACGCGCCUCCGCGCUGUUCGGCACCAUCCCUUCUCCCACCGCCGCGCACCUCAACGCAGUCCUCAGCCCGCUCCUCCGCCGCCGCCGGCUGGCGGGGCUCGUGCCAUCCAUCCUCGCCGCGCACGCCUCCAUCCCGCGGGACGCCUUCACGGACAUCAUCAUCGCCAAAUCACUCUGCCUCACCUCCGGCGCUUACUCCGCGCUCCACCUCCUUCGGGAGCCGUCGUCGGGGGCGCCUCCGUCGCUCCAGCUCUUCACCACCCUCAUCGACUGCUUCUACAAGCAGCGCCUCCCGCACCGCACCGAGGAGCUGUGGCGCGCCAUGGUGCAGGACCACGGCAUCACCCCCGAUACCGCUGCCUACAAUGUCCGGAUCACCUACAAGUCCGCCAACGGCACGGUGGACGAGGUCAAAGAGCUGAUCCGCGUCAUGCGCGAGGAGGCCGGGCUCCAGCCGAACGUCGUCACCUACAACGCGCUGAUGCGGGCGAUGGCGCGGGUCAAGAGGGUGGACGAGGCGGUGGAGGUGUACCGCGGCCUGGAGGCCAGCGAGGUGGCGCCCGACUGCGCGACGUACACAUGCGUGGUGGGCGCGCUGUGCGGCGGGGCGGUGGUCGGAGGCGGAGGACGUGAUCAGUGGUGGCUCCGCCACUAG